CGCUGCAAGUUCACUGAAACUUCACCCAGUUUAUUCGCUAAAAACGUAUGACAACGCCUUCUUCCAAAAACAACAACAGUACGAACAAAGGCAAAAAAUGGCCCCAAAUUCUCGUUGUUUUGAUCGCGACUAUUGCUACAUUCACUGCCGGACUUCACGUAGGAUGGCCAGCGGCCUCUUUACCACAACUCCUCUCCGACGAGUACCCUUUUGACGUCUCAGCAGAGGAAGGUUCCUAUAUAACCAUAAUCGGAAAUUUGGGAGCUUUCUUCGGUAGUUUCAUCGGAAACUUUAUCCUGGAUAAACUCGGACGUCGACGUUGCAUCAUCCUCGUAGCUCUUCCACAAACAAUCUCCUUCCUGUCGUUUAUAUUGUCGUACCACGUUAUGGAACUCUUGUACGUGGGUCGAUUUGUAGGAGGAUUGGGAGAGGGAAUGGUUAGUACCAUGACACUAAUCUACGUGGCCGAAAUAGCAGAACCUUGCAUUAGAGGUAUCUUGGCCAUCAUGGCCGGAAUUGCGUGGUACUCCGGAGUACUAUUCGCAAACAUCAUCGGGUCGUACGUGACAAUACGAACCACCGCUUCAAUUUCCAUCGCAAUCCCGGUACUCUUCGUUGUGUUAUCGUGGAAAAUCCCCGAAAGCCCGUACUACCACCUCAUGAAGAAAGAAGACGAAAAAGCCGAACGCGUGUUGAGGUUCUUACGACGCAAAAGCAACGUGAGUGAAGAACUGACGACGAUGAAAGCAGACGUCGAGCGUCAGAUGUCGGAAACUGGUACUUUUAGAGACAUUUUCGCAAUCGCCGCAAAUAGAAAAGCUUUAUUUAUAACUGUCGUUGCGCGAUUCUUUCAGUUAUCCACUGGAGUUGCCGCAAUGAACUUCUACAUCCAGAUUCUUCUAAAGGAGGCCACUCAAAGUAUAGCACCACAAGUCGGCGCUUCCAUCAUUCUUUUAAUCCAGCUCAUCAUGACAGGUUUAAACGUGUUCAUUAUUGAUAGAUGGGGGCGCAGACCUCUUCUCCUUUUCUCUGUAGUAGGCUGUUUCGUCGAUUUGGUGCUCCAAACGAUUUUCUUCAUCCUUAAAGAACACACCAGCGUUGAUACUUCGGUGGUUGAUUGGUUUCCGCUGAUGAUGAUGUUGGUACUCAUUUUUCUGUAUUCGUUGGGUUUGGGAUCAGUCGUUAGUGUUUUGACGAGUGAGAUGUUUUCGGCUAGUAUUAAAGCGAAGUUGAUUUGUGUCGUGAACGGGUCGUACUCUUUGAUGACUUUGUCGUUUACUAAGUACUACCAAGCGACGGCUGACGGGUUUGGAUUGACCGUGCCUUAUUCGAGUUUCGUGGUGUUGACUUUUAUCGGAAUUUUGUUCUUCUACUAUCUUGUGCCUGAGACUAAGGGGAAGACGUUGGAGCAGAUUCAGCAGAGGUUAAAAGUGGGUCGGAAAGAGACGAAGGUAACAAACGUGGUGUAAAUAUUAGUACUUUAUUUAUUUGUAGAAAUAACGACACUCCUUACAAGUGGAGGCAUAGUUUUGAGAAUGUCUAAAAACUCAACACGGAUUCAUAAACAAGUGUAGGUGUAACAUUGAAAAAACCUGUGAAAAUUAAUCGUUCCAAUAACAACUUUUAAUCUGUGCCAGCCACAAAAAUCACAAUAAAUGUUGGCAUUAAAAAUUAAAGGCUACGUCAUUUGCUAAAAUCAGUCUUAUUUUAGCAGGUACUAGCCCCGCCCA
Zophobas morio is the source of this 1730-nucleotide messenger RNA. RefSeq names its product facilitated trehalose transporter Tret1-like. The transcript has 2 exons. Gene Ontology annotation, molecular function: transmembrane transporter activity. Gene Ontology annotation, cellular component: membrane. The coding region runs from base 48 to 1469 and encodes 473 amino acids. The record is from RefSeq and is a predicted model, not a curated record. Gene Ontology annotation, biological process: transmembrane transport. Lineage: Eukaryota; Metazoa; Arthropoda; Insecta; Coleoptera; Tenebrionidae.